CUGUUUUUGGCCCCUCCCCCUCCUCCUCUCUUCUGUCUUCUUUGGCAGCAGACCACCACGGCGCCGUCGCCAAACAACACAACUUGCUUGCUUGCUUGUUUCCUUCUGGCUUGCCUGGUGCACACUCAGCACACUCAGCACACUCUCUGCACACGAACCUCGGAGACAGGACUUCCUCUCUCUCUCUCUCUCUCCUCUUGUCUGUUUUUCUUCCCACAGCUGCUACUUUGCAGUGACUUGCACAGCACCCCGUCUUGUCAUUUUAUUUGUUGCAGUCGCUGGGGUAAUCACAACGACACACAAACAAACACAGCACACCACACACACACACACACACACACACAAGACCAUCAUGACAGAGUACCGGCUCGUCGUUGUUGGAACUGGUGGCGUGGGAAAGUCUGCGCUUACCAUCCAGCUCAUCCAACAACACUUCGUCACCGAGUAUGAUCCAACCAUCGAGGACUCGUACCGAAAACAUGUGUCCAUCGACGAUGAGGCAUGCCUCCUUGAUAUCCUUGACACAGCCGGCCAGGAAGACUACAGUGCAAUGCGGGAUCAGUACAUGCGGACGGGCGAAGGGUUUCUGUGCGUGUAUUCGAUUGAUUCACAGCAGUCGUUGGACGAGAUACACUCCUUCCGUGAACAAAUCCUCAGAGUCAAGGACCAAGAUGAGGUUCCCAUGAUCCUUGUGGGCAACAAGUGCGAUCUUGAGGAGCACCGGGAAGUGUCGACAGAGGCCGGACAGGCCGUUGCAAAGUCGUACAGCAUCCCCUUUAUGGAGACAUCCGCAAAGAAGCGCAUCAACGUGGAGGAGGCGUUUUACCAGCUCGUGCGUGAGAUUCGCAAGUACAAGAAGAAGCACAACCCCGAGGGCGGCGCUGCGCCGAAGAAGAAGAAGUUCUGCACCCUCCUCUGAUGACCGUCAACCCCCCCCCCUCACACACACACACACACACUUCUUCUUCUUCCCUCCCCUUUUUGCGGCGUUGUGUGUCCUCUGCCAUGCUCAGCACUUGCACAUCCCGUCCAGACCCUUUCAUUCCCCCCCCCCCUUUUCACACCCACUACCUCCUCGCCCAUGUGUCACGUUUGUUUGUGUUUGUUUUGCUCGUCCUGCGUUGCUGUUUUUGUUGUUGUUGCAUGGUGUGCACAUUCAACAAUGUGGUCUGUUGGUGUAUGUGCAUGUGCAUGCGUCUAGACUGGUGGUUGGCUCUUCCACCCACUGUCUGUGUUCUUGUCUCUGUUUCAUGUCACUGUGUGUGCGAGUGCAUUGGUUGCGAGCACUCUGUACUAACGACCCAAAUUACACAACCAAGCCUUGA
Salpingoeca rosetta is the source of this 1325-nucleotide messenger RNA. Its product is annotated as ras protein. The record is from RefSeq and is a predicted model, not a curated record. Gene Ontology annotation, molecular function: GDP binding; GTPase activity; GTP binding. The coding region runs from base 353 to 919 and encodes 188 amino acids. Gene Ontology annotation, biological process: Ras protein signal transduction. NCBI's taxonomy places the organism in Eukaryota, Choanoflagellata, Craspedida, Salpingoecidae. Gene Ontology annotation, cellular component: plasma membrane. The transcript is spliced from 8 exons.